This is a messenger RNA of Lontra canadensis (Northern American river otter), 1828 nucleotides long. RefSeq names its product sideroflexin 2 (gene SFXN2). Gene Ontology annotation, biological process: monoatomic ion transport; serine import into mitochondrion. Gene Ontology annotation, molecular function: monoatomic ion transmembrane transporter activity. The coding region runs from base 222 to 1190 and encodes 322 amino acids. Gene Ontology annotation, cellular component: mitochondrial inner membrane. Lineage: Eukaryota; Metazoa; Chordata; Mammalia; Carnivora; Mustelidae. The transcript has 12 exons. The record is from RefSeq and is a predicted model, not a curated record.
GUUGAUGUUUUGUUUUCUUUCAGCUUUUUUUCUUGUUGCAAGGACAGGAGCGACAGUUUCCAAGCUCCUUACAUGUCAGGCCUGCCUUAAUUUUUCAAGACAUGGAUUCCAGAACCCAGUUAGAGACGAGAAUUCUAAAGUAAAUCAAGUGGAAUUAAAAUCCUGGCUUUGUCACUGGCUAAUACUUAUAUGACUUGUCCACAGUUUUGUGUGUGAGUGAGAUGGAGGCUGAUCUGUCUGGCUUUAACAUUGAUGAACCCCGUUGGGACCAAUGCACUUUCCUGGGACGGGUAAAACACUUCUUCAAUAUCACAGACCCACGCACUGUCCUGGUACCAGAGCGGGAGUUGGACUGGGCCAAGGUGAUGGUGGAGAAGAGCAGAAUGGGGGUCGUGCCCCCAGGCACUCAAGUGGAGCAGCUGCUGUACGCCAAGAAGCUGUACGACUCAGCCUUCCACCCUGACACCGGGGAGAAGAUGAACGUCAUUGGCCGGAUGUCCUUCCAGGUCCCCGGAGGCAUGAUUAUCACGGGCUUCAUGCUUCAGUUCUACAGGACGAUGCCGGCGGUGAUCUUCUGGCAAUGGGUGAACCAGUCCUUCAAUGCCUUAGUCAACUAUACCAACAGGAAUGCAGCUUCCCCCACAUCCCUCAGGCAGAUGGCCCUUUCCUACAUCACAGCCACAACCACCGCGGUGGCCACUGCUGUGGGCAUGAACAUGUUGACCAAGAGAGCUCCACCCCUGGUGGGCCGCUGGGUGCCCUUUGCCGCUGUGGCUGCUGCUAACUGUGUCAACAUCCCAAUGAUGCGACAGCAGGAACUCAUCCAGGGGAUCUGCGUGAAGGACAGGAAUCAGAAUGAGAUCGGUCAUUCCCGGAGAGCUGCGGCCAUAGGCAUCACCCAAGUGGUUGUUUCUCGGAUCACCAUGGCAGCCCCUGGCAUGAUCUUGCUGCCAGUCAUCAUGGAAAGGCUGGAAAAGCUGCAUUUCAUGAAGAAAGUCAAGUUCCUGCACGCCCCAUUGCAAGUUUUGCUGUCUGGCUGCUUCCUCAUCUUCAUGGUGCCAGUGGCUUGUGGGCUCUUCCCACAGAAAUGUGAAUUGUCAGUUUCUUAUCUGGAACCAGAACUCCAAGACACCAUCAAGGCCAAGUAUGGAGAACUUGUGCCCUAUGUCUACUUCAAUAAGGGGCUCUAAAUGCCCCAUCCCAGCAAGGAUCAGUCUGUACUGAUAUUCACCAGUCCUUCCUUAACUGCCUUGUACACCUGUGCCCUCAUUGCUCUGCCAACAAGGCCUAAAGGUCAGGGUGGAUUUGGGGGUGGGGUGGGGAGCCUCCUGUUUUCACCCAGGCACCUGGGUUAUUGGACUCCAGGGGAUAAAAGUGAACAAGGGGAGCAAAGACCAAGUCUUCUCUCUGCUACUCCCUACCCCCAACUACCAUCCUCUGAAGACCAGGAGCUGAGAUUCCCUGAGGGAGAAGUUGCUGGAACCUGGUGGAGAUACUCAAGCAAACCAUUUGGAAAAAUUUGGGGGUUGGGGAGAAACCAUUAGGAAACCUUUGGGAUUCUAGUUCCAGCCAGGACUGGGGAAGAGCCCCUGGGACAAAGGGAAGCUCCCACCCCUGUUUCUUCUUCCCUUCCUCCUCAUCUUGUCUCACGCUAUGGAAACUUUUGCCCCUGCAGUUCUAGCCAACUGAGAAAGGGGGAGGGAAGAAGUCUGUUGUCACCUUGGGACUCUUCUUCAUUCUUCCCCAUUCUCCUCCCCAGUGCCCUCUUGUCAGAAAGUGUCUUUGGGAAUGCUGCUAAACUUGGGUUGACCAAGCACCCAGGAGUUCU